AUGAAGACAACAACUGGAUGUUGCAGGGAUGGAAGGGAAGGAUUCUUUAUGGUUCUUCGUGUUGGGUACCUACAUAGAAUCCUCAACUGGGAUAUCGGCAAUAACCGAGAUCGUGACCAAUAUAUUCCUUUUGAAAGGAUUACUUCAAACUAUGGGCGAAGCUAUAAUUCUCGAGUUCAUGCGCGCAUACGCAUCCAUUAUCGAUGUUACUCUCUCUCUUUCAUUGAUAAGGCACAUCUAGAGAAAGGAGAUAAAGUUCUUAUGCCUGCCUCUGCUCUUGAUCGUCUCACAUACAUGGGCAUCGAGUACCCGAUGUUGUUCGAGUUGACUAAUGCUUCCGCGGGCCGAGUUUCUCACUGUGGGGUUCUAGAAUUUGUUGCAGAUGAGGGCUUGAUCUACUUACCGUACUGGAUGAUGCAGAACAUGCAUCUUGAAGAGGGAGAUAUUGUGCAGGUGAAAAGUGCUAGCUUAGCAAAUGCAACCUAUGUCAAGCUGCAACCGCAUACUACGGACUUCUUGGAUAUGUCCAACCCCAAAGCAAUCUUGAAAACUACACUGAGGAACUACUCUUGCUUAACCGUCGGCGACACGAUCAUGAUCCCCUACAACAAUAAGAAUUACUAUAUCAAUAUAGUUGAAACAAAACCCUACCCUGUAGUCAGUAUAAUUGAAACUGAUUGCAAAGUGGACUUUGCUCCUCUUGAUUAUAAAGAAAUUGAAAAGCCGUCUCCUCCAUUGCAAUCAAACAAGAAGCUUAAAGUUGAAGAAGAGCCGUCGAGAAAGCGCAUCCCUUUCAGUGGUUCAGCAAGGCGAUUGGACGGUAAACCAGCUGCUCCGUUGCUUAAACAUUACCAUUCCGAUGUUGGUAGUGAAACUGUUGCUUCCAAAUCAUCAAGCUCUACUUCAAGUCAACGUGCUUGGAAGCUCGUAUUCGGUUCGAAUGGAAAUUGGCCCCAAAAUGAAACAGAAAAGGUUGCCAUGAGGAACAGUCAAGACCGCAGCAAAAGGAAAGAGCCAACUCAAGCCUUCACCGGGAGAAAGUAUUCACUGAUAUGA
This is a messenger RNA of Hibiscus syriacus, 1056 nucleotides long. Its product is annotated as ubiquitin recognition factor in ER-associated degradation protein 1-like. The coding region runs from base 1 to 1056 and encodes 351 amino acids. Gene Ontology annotation, cellular component: VCP-NPL4-UFD1 AAA ATPase complex. The transcript has 9 exons. NCBI's taxonomy places the organism in Eukaryota, Viridiplantae, Streptophyta, Magnoliopsida, Malvales, Malvaceae. Gene Ontology annotation, molecular function: polyubiquitin modification-dependent protein binding. The record is from RefSeq and is a predicted model, not a curated record.